GGACAUUUGGCAGAGCCAAUAAAGUCAGUAUAUUAAAAUACGGCGGUCCAAUCCGAGGGUAAGGAGGUUUGCGACUUGUGUAAAUUGCUGUUGAAGAACAAAACAUGAAGGAUUGCGGACAAGAAGAAACUGUAGAUGACGGCUGUCACAUCUGGGGCACCAUGCACAUAGUAUUCCAUAAAGUCUAGAAUGUGCUUUCCCUAAGUGCAGCAGAUGAGCCAGACAACUCAAAGAGGAGGCAAGUGGCGUGACCUGGACCACAGUCUGGGCAGGACUGCAAGAUCAGAGGUCACAACAACAGGCUUUGAAAACCCAGCUGGCACUGCACCUCAGGGGAAACUACCAAUUUUUCUGUUUCCAGCAGAACUAACAUUUUAUGCAGAAGACCAAACCAGCCACAAACAAGUCCUUACACUCUACAACCCCUAUGGAUUUAUUGUCAAAUUUAAGAUUCUUAGCACAGCACCAGCCCGGUACACUGUGGCAGAUGCUGAAGGCUAUGUGAAGCCCAAUUCCUGCAUUGACAUAGUUAUCCGACACAAAGAUAUCAGUGCACGACACUAUGGCGUUGUAGACAAAUUCCGCAUGGAUGUUUUUGAAGAAGAACGCCGUGUUGUGCUGGGUAGGAAAGAAAUCCUUUCCAUCCUACAGCCAGGCAGGAAAGCAAUCAGCACAGGUCAAAAGGAACAACUGAGAAAGGAGUUACAGGGUUGGAGUCCUGCUCACAUGCUCCCACCCCAGCAAGGACGGGCUCCAUCUCCAGCAUUCUUUGUCCUGUAUGUCAUGGUUGGACUUACCUGUGUCACCGUCCUUAUGUUGCCUCUUCAUGAAGAGAAAAGCACUUUAGUUCCUCAGUACCUGCAUGUCACCGUGAUGCAGAAGCUAGUAUGCGCCUAUAUUUUGGGUCUGCUGACUAUGGUUUUCCUCCGAUGACAAGGGUAGCAGAGCCCUCUGGGACCAGAAAGAAGAUGUAGAAACUGGAAGAAAACUGUGAAUAUUUUUGGAUUUCAUAAACAAAGGAUGUGGUCUUUCAUCAGUCAUCUACAGUGUUAACCGGGCCAAAAGCUGAACUCGCAGUAUUUGACUCAAACUCUCAUGCAAAACAGAUUACCAACUUCUUAUGGACCAAAAAGACGUUACAAGUACAGCAGACAGCCAUUUGUGCCUGCUCUUAAAUACUGUAUAUGCUUUACUGCUUCACUCCAGGCAGCUUUAUAUUAGUAGAGCUGAGAAUUAUUGCUGCAUUCCCAGCAGUGCAGACCCAGUAUGUUGUUGCUAAGCUCAUUCUGGUAGCUUUUUAGCUAUGUGUCAUCCUGUCAUGCUAGCGUAAACACUCCAUAAUGUAUGGACAUCAGUCUGGUGAACCAGGUGGCACGCACACUCACUUUUUUCAGGGUACAAAUAUCCCAAAUGUGCACAUGCAUACAGCUACACAGAGGAUGAAUGCUUCAUUCUUUGCAUGCACCAUUUUGAGCCAACUACCCUUGGAGAAUCCUGCCUGUCUUGUGAUUCAUGCCUGUUUGUGAUAUAAACUAUUCAUAUAGCCCUAGAACUGUAGUGGGAUCUGGGCUACGAUCACAAAUCUAGUACUGUGUUAAACUGAAAAUUGGUUAACAUAUCAGAUAAUUACUUUUUAAACAAAUAGUCCUGAUGUGCGGACAUGCUGGUGUGGAAAUGUUUACACCAUAGAGAACCAAACCUGGUUAUCGGGAUUAAUGGGACAGUCCAGGACCUUGUCUGCUGUUACAAGUUAAGGGCCAAAUGAAACUUCUUUUGUUGUAAACUUAAACGAAAUACCCAACAUCUGCAACUCACUUCUUGGUCAGUGGAGAAUAGGCCAGCUGCCACAUUGUGUGGGUGCACUGAGCCUGGACCUCUCCUGUUCUAUCCUGAAAUGUCUAUUGUGCAGUGUUGAAGAAAACAUUAAGCAUUUGCUGUAAUGUUCUGCUGCGGUGGGUUGGCACCCUGCCCGGGAUUGGUUCCUGCCUCGUGUCCUGUGUUGGCUGGGAUUGGCUCCAGCAGACCCCCGUGACCCUGUGUUUGGAUUCAGCGGGUUGGAAAAUGGAUGGAUGGAUGUAAUGUUCUGAAGGGUUCUUCAAUCAUAUUUGUAGAACUUGGGCUUGCUGACUUAUCAGUUUGAAACGUUGGUACAACCAGCUAAAAUCAUCCUGUUAAGCGCAGUCCACAUGUCUGCCACCACCACCACAAGAUGUAGAACGCUGUCUUUUUAUUGUGCUUCAAGCAGCUGAAGCUGUCGUGUUACUUUUGGUUUUUGUAUGUAUUAAUCGCAUCAUUGCACCAGCAGCGGGCUUCAAAGCUGAGCACUUAUUUACAGGACUUGAAGGAGGCAGACUGGUCCAGUCUUACUCAGAGCAAAUGCCUGACAGAUUGAAUUUCUGUUUUUAGGUAAUUUGUUUUUUAAUCAGUUGUACCAUGCUAUUUACUGCACAAUCUGUUUAACAGAUGAACUUUUGUUCAGUCUGCUGUAUGCAGUAGACAACUGCUUCACCUUUACAUAGUUUCUCUUUAUGAUCAAAUAAAGUUAUUUCUGCUUCAUUUGUUUCUGGGUUCAAAUGCAUCUUCAGCCAGACUGCACUUAAUCCAUACGUAGUACUGUACAUAAUCCAGUAGUACUGGAGUAAUGUCAGAAGCUCAGUGUGAUCCAAACGGAAAUAUGUUGGCUCAUACAUUUUUAGAUAUGCUGACACUUAAUGUGAAAAGCACCUACUGUAGUAGUCAUGUUUGUCUGUCUGUCUGCCCACGUAAAACCACUCGGCUCCUUGUGGACUUAUAUUAUUGCAACUUGGCACACUUAUUCUUCAAAGAAAUUAGUCGUGACAGUUCUAUUUUUGUUGAGAUAUUGAGUAGAGCACAUGGUACAUAUUUUAUGAAAUAUCAAAAUCUUCCACUGAGUAGUACUGGCGAAUUUGCAAAUGUGUCUGAAACAUUUUGUGUAUAUUUUAAAAAGAUUUUUCUUUUACUCGUUCAAAAGCCUCUCCUAAUGGCAAAAUACUGAAGCAAACACUUGAUGGGGUGUUGUCAGAUGUAGGUUGGGUUGGAUGACAGAGUAUUACCAUUUAAGAAAGGUACGACUUCAGAUGAGUAUUUAUUUAUUUUUUUUAAUUUAUCACCAUACAAGCUACAGUAAGUACAGCACCAUCCCUUAUUAUACCAGAUUGCAAGGGGAGGUCUAAUUAUAAACUAUCAGUCUGGCUUUUGUCUCUGCUCCAUCCUGUGCUUGCCUUUGUGGCUGUGUGGCAUGUUGCACAAACCUUAAUCACAGCAGCACACUUCUCCUGCUCCUUGAGAUUGAAGCAGGCAAGUGACGUAAUGUUCAUGUCCUUAAAAGUAUACUAAUUAAAGCAACUUAUGCAGAAAUGUAUAAAGAUGGCUCAGUUUUGCUACAGUGACUAAACGUGUACUCAGUUAUUUCUGUUACACUAAAAUCAACCUCACACCUGCAUUAUCUAAAGAUUAUAAUGAUUCAGUAUUUCUCUGACACUGUCAUUUACACAAAGCGACACAACAAUCUGCUAUCGAUCAUGUUCAGAUUCAGACAAAAAUUUUAGCUUGAAAUAUCAGCACGUUUUAAAUCUUUUUUGGUUACUUCUUUGAAAUAUUUUAUAUUUGAUAAAUUUCAAUUACAAUUAGCCACAAACCCUCCAUAUCUAAACAGCUAACAACUGCACAGGAAUCUUCAUCACUUAAGUUGAAAUCUGCUGUCUAUGAAAUCAAUUUCAGCCACAUGAUAUUGUAAAAUGGUAUUUAAAAACAUUUUAUGUAUGCUACUAGUACAUGUAAUUACGUAAUGUUUUCACUGUUGUUUUUUGAAUAUGACUGAUGGUUACAAAAAUAUGUAAUAAACAAAAUUGUGAUAGCAAAA
This is a messenger RNA of Erpetoichthys calabaricus (reedfish), 3883 nucleotides long. Its product is annotated as motile sperm domain-containing protein 1-like. The record is from RefSeq and is a predicted model, not a curated record. The transcript has 7 exons. Gene Ontology annotation, cellular component: cytoplasm. Bases 214 to 933 code for a protein of 239 amino acids. Lineage: Eukaryota; Metazoa; Chordata; Cladistia; Polypteriformes; Polypteridae.